AUGCUAGGGGAUGGUGAUUCUGCCACAUACGGCAGUAUUGUUGAUAGCAAGCCUUAUGGGGAUGAGUGUGUGCCAAAGAAAUUGGAGUGCAUCGGACAUGUCCAAAAGCGAGUCGGUAGCAGGUUACGGAAGUUGAAGAGUACCUAUAAAGGCGGUAAAGGAAGGCUAACAGAUGGUAAAAUAGAUGUUUUACAGAACUAUUAUGGUCUGGCAGUUAGAGAGAAUUUGGAUGUUGCCAAAAUGGCCAAAGCCAUCAAGGCAACUCUUUACCAUGUUGCAUCAUCUGAUGAGAAACCACAACAUCAUCUCUGCCCUGAUGGAGAGGACAGUUGGUGUGGGUACAAGAGAGAUCAAGAGUCCUACAAACACAAUAAUGGCAUUCCAGGGUGCAUUGUAAAAUUAAUUGAACCAAUAUUUGCUGACCUAAGUAAGCCUGACCUGUUGCGAAAGUGUACGCAUGGCUUGACGCAGAAUGUUAAUGAGUGCUUGAAUGGUAUGAUUUGGGACAGAUGCCCCAAAACAACCUAUGUGGAGCAAGAAACUGUAGCCCUGGCUACUUAUUUGGCUGUCCUCAAAUUCAACGAUGGAGAUAUAUCCUUCCUGAAAAUAUUUGAGGCUUUGGACAUUACUCCGGGUGUCUUUACUUGUAAAGGCGCCCAAGAUUGUGACACCACCUGA
Molecule: messenger RNA, 678 nt
Organism: Paramuricea clavata
Lineage: Eukaryota; Metazoa; Cnidaria; Anthozoa; Malacalcyonacea; Plexauridae
Source: the annotation of a GenBank genome assembly